AAAUCAUGUAAAUGAAUUUGAUAGUAAAUUUUAAAAUUUUCAGAAAAUAAAAGGAAUUUCCAAUCUUUCAUUUAUGAUUUCAUUUUCACAUGGGUUAUCAACAUCCUUUCACGUUUAAAACAAGAUUGAUACAUGAUAUUGAUAGUUACCAAUCCAAAAAAAUGAAGAAAGUAACCAAGAAAAGAACUAGGCAAGACAGGUAUCAAGUUUAACUCAGAUGAUUUAUAUAAUUAUUUUUAAGUGAUAAUAUUAAAAACAAAAGAUCUACGGCCUACAAGUACUUGCUACAGCUUAGUUUAAGCUGUGAAACACAAAAUCAGACACCCAUUUUUGCUAUAAAUAGACAGGGCCUUCCUUGAAUUCUCAAACCAGAAAAACACAGAUCUCUUAUGGCCUACUAUAGAAGAGGAGACUCCAUCUUUGAUUCAUUCUCUUUAAGUCCUCUGCCAUAUCCAGUUCUACUAAUCCUAGCGGUGACAUCCAUCUUUCUUGGAAUAUCAUGGUACGUUAACUAUGAAUCAGAUAUGGAAACUGCGGAGCAGCAAAUGAGUUGGGUACUUUUUGCCACACCAGUAGUGUUAAUACUCUUAGUUCGUUGGCUGUCAUCUAUGGAAACUUCUGAUAUGCCAUUUAGUUCAUCACCUUGGGACCGUCGCCACCAGACUCACCAUCGCCCUUCAGAGGGUAGCUCACCAUGGGCCGUGGCUGCUUUCAUUGUGUUGCUGUUGAUUUUGUUGCAGUAUCAGUCAGUUUUUCGUGAGAGCUGGCUGAUAUGAUUGUGCUUACUAUAGCACUAUAGAUUGAAAAACUAUGCUAAAAAAAUUUUCUGUUCUAUGGUUGGAUUAUUAGAUCGAAGAUAAAUAUGUAUGCUAGCAUAGAUAGUUGUAUUUAAAUAACACUAAAAAAUAGAAAAGAAGUUGCUUUAAGAUUGGGAUUUGGGUUCAUGUUUAAUAUAUAGUUUCUGAUCGUUAAAGUAGUUCACAUAGAUCAAUAUUGCAGUAGUAUUCUUUUGAUCAUAUAUAUAUUUGUUUUCAUAUUCCUGAAAAAUCAGCCCCUAGCUUGGAUUCUUAGAAAAUUAGGUGGUUUAACCUUGAAGGUUAUGUUGUUUCAGUUCCCAAGACAAGAUAAAUUUUCCUGGAAUAAACCAGAUAACCGUAUUUGAUCAGUUGAGCAGAAGUUUAGUUUUCUUGAAUUGUUUGAAAUGGUUAUUGAAGUCCAAGAUUCAAAGUUUAGCUACUUUUCUUGUGGUAAUUGCUUGAUUGCUUAGAACUUGUUAAUGUUUCUAAAGAUAAGUUCUCUGUAACUUCGAGAGUUCAAAUCUCAGUACUUACAACUGCAGCAUCGUAUAUACAAAAAAAAAUUGUUCAGAAAGAAAAAAUCAAUGAAUUAGUCACACAAUAACUUGGGCAUUACGAUGAUGAAAAGGCCAGACAAAAGCAUGCUUAAUUGUAGCUUUCUUCAAAGUUUGAGGACAAGGGAGAACACAAAACAUACUUUAUCAAACAAAAAUACUAUUAUUAUGUUGUUCAAUGCUGAUCUAUCUCUUUUCAGAAUGUAUUAGCUGUCCUAGUGCAAAAGCAGAGUAGUGGAACUAUUCAGAUUUAAAUGAAUCCUGUCUAGGCAUUUGAAGUGUUUUUGCUGAUGAAAGUAUCAUUGCCUUCCAAUUUGUCUGACGUAACUGUAACAAACUAGCAGGAGGAACAUGAUCCUUAUGAUUCACUUCAAUUUUAAUUAACUCAGAUUCAAUUUUUUCAAUUUCUAAACCAACUUUAGGUAUUACUAGAAUUAAAAUAAACGAAGAGUGAGGCAUGAGGAAUAAUCAGGACCAAAAACAUUCCAAGGACUUUGUAUCUGGUUUUUGAGCCAUGGUGCAAGAGCCGUCUCUGGUUUUAAGCCUUGGCAGCAAUGAUGUAUCAAUCAUUCAAACUUACCACCAUUGGCCAUGUGGUCCAUUGUUAAUCAAGCCGUUAUCCAUCCCAACUGCUUGUAGGGUCGUUGCCAAUUCAAGUCACAUAAUAGAUGGUCGGGGAAUUGAUUGUUGGGCGCUGAAUUAU
Durio zibethinus is the source of this 2054-nucleotide messenger RNA. RefSeq lists its product as uncharacterized. Lineage: Eukaryota; Viridiplantae; Streptophyta; Magnoliopsida; Malvales; Malvaceae. The record is from RefSeq and is a predicted model, not a curated record.